This is a messenger RNA of Chaetomium globosum CBS 148.51, 1053 nucleotides long. RefSeq lists its product as uncharacterized. The record is from RefSeq and is a predicted model, not a curated record. The transcript has 2 exons. NCBI's taxonomy places the organism in Eukaryota, Fungi, Ascomycota, Sordariomycetes, Sordariales, Chaetomiaceae. Gene Ontology annotation, cellular component: condensed nuclear chromosome. Gene Ontology annotation, molecular function: ATP binding; single-stranded DNA binding; ATP hydrolysis activity. The coding region runs from base 1 to 1053 and encodes 350 amino acids. Gene Ontology annotation, biological process: mitotic recombination; chromosome organization involved in meiotic cell cycle; reciprocal meiotic recombination.
AUGGCCGGACACGAGGAGUAUGAUGAGUCGGGGAGUGCCGAGGAUGUCGGUCAGACCGGACCCGGCGCGCCGACCCCUCUCCUGGCAUUAGAGGGUGUUUCCGGGCUCACAAAACGUGAAAUUCAAGCAAUCGUCGAGUCAGGGCUUAAUACGGUCGAGGCUGUCGCCUAUACACCACAGAGGGUGCUUGAGCAGGUCAAGGGUAUCUCAUCACAGAAGGCAGCCAAGAUUCUCGCCGAGGCUUCCAAGCUUGUGCCAAUGGGUUUUACGACAGCGACCGAGAUGCAUCAGCGGCGCAGUGAGCUGAUAUCUAUCACCACCGGCUCGAAGCAGCUGGACACCCUCCUCGCCGGCGGCAUUGAGACCGGCAGCGUGACCGAACUUUUCGGCGAGUUCCGAACUGGAAAAUCACAAAUUUGCCACACGCUAGCCGUAACAUGCCAGCUACCCUUCGACAUGGGCGGCGGCGAGGGGAAGUGUCUGUACAUCGACACCGAGGGUACAUUCCGCCCCGUCCGACUACUCGCCGUUGCCAACCGCUACGGCCUCUCCGGCGAAGAGGUUCUCGACAAUGUUGCGUACGCCCGAGCUUAUAACUCGGACCAUCAGCUGCAGCUUCUGAAUCAAGCGGCGGCUAUGAUGUGUGAGACGCGCUUCAGCUUACUGGUCGUCGAUUCUGCCACGUCGCUGUACAGAACAGAUUUCCUAGGCCGUGGCGAACUGAACUCCAGACAGACACAUCUUGCCAAGUUCCUACGCACUCUCCAACGACUCGCAGACGAGUUUGGCAUCGCAGUCGUCAUCACAAACCAGGUGGUGGCCCAGGUUGACGGUGGCCCGUCUGCCAUGUUCAACCCCGACCCGAAGAAGCCAAUUGGCGGCAACAUUAUGGCGCACUCCAGCACAACGAGAAUCAGCUUGAAGAAGGGUCGCGGGGAGACGAGAAUCGCCAAGAUCUACGACAGUCCCUGCUUGCCCGAAGGCGAUGCUCUGUUUGCCAUCAACGAAGACGGCAUUGGCGACCCGAGCCCGAAAGAUCUGGAGAAGGAGUAA